Molecule: messenger RNA, 2832 nt
Organism: Lepisosteus oculatus (spotted gar)
Lineage: Eukaryota; Metazoa; Chordata; Actinopteri; Semionotiformes; Lepisosteidae
Product: rhodopsin kinase grk7a
Biological process (GO): regulation of signal transduction; protein phosphorylation; signal transduction
Cellular component (GO): cytoplasm
Molecular function (GO): rhodopsin kinase activity; ATP binding
Source: RefSeq, a predicted model, not a curated record
CAACUCUUUCUCUCCCACCAAGCUUCAGAUCAGCAUAGUCGCCCCAGGACUCUGACAGAGAUAUACAGCACAGUGCAUUUUAGCUUGCUAAGGAGAGUACAAUCAAAAGCAGCCAAAAUGUGUGACAUGGGAGGACUAGAUAACUUGAUAGCCAACACUGCUUACCUGCAAGCCCGGAAAAGUGGGGAUGGUGACACAAAGGAGAUGCAAAAAAGGCGGAGGAGCCUGUCUCUUCCCAAGCCCGAGCAGUGUGUGGAGCUGCGGCAGAAGACUGAGAUGAAUUUUGAAAACCUGUGUGAGCAGCAACCCAUAGGGAAAAAGUUAUUCCGGCAGUUUACAGCAACCGUUCCUGAGUACCAGGUGGCUAUCGAUUUCUUGGAUGAGCUCAAUAACUGGGAUCUGGCAGAGAGCACCUCCAAAGACAACCUCCGCCAAAACAUCACCACCAGCUUCCUUAAGCCAGACUCCAAAAACUUCAUUGCCUACCUGUGUGCAGAGUUGGCCGAGAAGUGCAAAAACGUCACCGAGAAAGAUUUUGAAGAAGUCAUGGAAAAGGCCAAAGAGGAGACAAGAAACUUCCUCAAGGGAAAAGCAUUUGACGAAUAUCAAAACAGCCCCUUCUUUGAAAGGUUUCUGCGGUGGAAAGUGUUUGAACGCCAGCCCAUCACAGAGAAAUACUUCUAUGAGUUUAGGAUUCUGGGAAAAGGUGGUUUUGGUGAGGUCUGUGCUAUUCAGGUCAAAGUGUCUGGGCAAAUGUAUGCCUGUAAGAAACUGGACAAGAAAAGGCUGAAAAAGAAAAAGGGGGAGAAGAUGGCACUUCUAGAGAAGGAGAUUCUGGAGAAAGUCAACAGCCUCUUCAUUGUCAAACUGGCGUACGCGUAUGAAACCAAAAGCCACCUGUGUCUAGUGAUGAGUCUUAUGAAUGGAGGGGAUCUGAAAUACCACAUCUACAAUAUCGGAGAGAGAGGCAUAGAGAUGAACCGAGCCAUCUACUACACAGCCCAGAUAACUUGUGGGAUCCUGCACCUUCACUCCAUAAACAUCGUGUACAGGGAUAUGAAACCAGAAAACGUGCUCUUGGAUGACAACGGCCAGUGCAGAUUAUCUGAUUUAGGUCUGGCAGUGGAAAUUAAAGAAGGAAAAUCAAUCAAUCAGAAGGCUGGCACCAAUGGAUAUAUGGCCCCAGAGAUCCUGAAGGAAGAAGAUUACACCUAUUCUGUGGACUGGUUCGCCCUGGGCUGCAGUAUUUAUGAGAUGGUGGCAGGCCGGACUCCUUUUAAAGACUUCAAGGAGAAAAUGAACAAGGACGAAGUCAAGAGGAGGACCCUGGAGGAGGAGGUGAAGUAUGAUCACCCCAAGUUCGAUGAGCUCACCAAGGACAUAUGUAAACAGUUUCUAAUGAAGAAAGUCGAGGACCGCUUAGGAUGCAGCUGCCCAGAUACCAGCUUGUCUUGGGUGAAGGUACUUGUAUUGCAAUGGGGGAAGGAGGAGUAGGGGAGUGGGAGAAGAUGAGAGAGCUUGUUCCCACUGUGUUCCUGAGGAUGAGGAGUUGCUUCUGCCACCCUGGCUGGAGCAAGAGGAGGAAGACUAUAGGCCUUGAUGGAACAUGAGGAGGCCAGAACCUGAAGUUGGAACUAUCUGAAGUCCCCAAGCUUGAAGACAGCGAUGUCCAAGAGCCGCACCAGGUACCCUAACCAGAAGCAUGUCAACCUUCCACCUGGCUUACGCCCACAAGUGGAAACUAUGUGGAAGUGCUUUUUAAACCUAGAAAAGGAGGCACUUCUUUACCUGAAGGUUUGGGGUGUGGGAGUCUGGAACAAACUACGCAGACAUGCUGUUGAAGGCCAAUGUUGUUGAAGAAAUGGCUGGAAGAGAUCCUUGAAUCAGUUCACCUCUAACUACCAAAUGGGCAUAAUGGGCCAAUGGCAUCAUCCUCUUGUUUGAACCUGUUCUUAUGCUCACUGUGGCCAGCUCACCCCGUUUCCCUGAAGCUGCGAGCCCCUCUCUGUGACGUGGACUGUGGACGCUGGCAGCAGCUCCCACUCGCUCUCACUCAUUCUUUCAGCCUGUGCUCCCCCUGCUGGUGUAGUGGUGUAGCUGCAGCAGGGCUCCCCUCACUGGAGCAACAGUCACACCUCGGCAUCAUCCUCUUGCAGGGGGGUGGCAACUUCUCCUUCUUCUCAUGCCCCUCUUCAAGACGGGGCAUCUUUGUUUUUUGCCUCCAAUCUUCCUCAGGCCAAAGUAGCAGUAGCAACUCCUCAUCCUCCUUUCUCUCCCAGUGUCUGAAGCAAGGCAACCCUAAACUGCUACAAAGUCAAUUCUUAGAACCAAUUAACAUUUUUUUUAUUUCCCACCUAUCAAUUACUUUAAAACACUGAAAGAAUUAAAGUGCUAAUGCUCCAUUCUCAAAUAUGCAUGACUGUCCUUCUGCACUAAGGUUUAUUUUAAAUAAGCUGAAUUCAGACAUCAUAGUACUCCUUGUUUUACAGAAAGCCAGGUAUACUACACCUGUAGGUAUACUUUAUAAUACUUGAAUACAAGCCAGGCAACUCAUAGUUACAGUAAGUGUUAGGAAAUUAUUUUAUAAAGUAUCUUAAAUCAGUUGCAAUUUCUUGACUCUGAAACUUCUGUAAUCUGUAGUGCAGUGUGGGUCAAGAGGCGUAAAGAUGAGUGAAGAUUCUCUUCGUGUGUGGUGCAAUCACAAAACAAUCAAACUGAUUUUCUGAACGAGAUUCACAAAUUGUGAAGUUUUUCGUUUUCUCUUUCAAGUGACAAUACGUUAUCUCUUUCGCAGUGAACAAUGCAAAACAUCUGUGAAUAAAUUCUUGAUUU